CUUGAAGGUGGUGCCGACUAGCUGCCGGUGGAAAGGGUUGUUGUUGUUUCUGUAAAGUACUUCAAAAGUACAAAAACUAGUCUUCUAAAAUGGGAACCCGAGAUGAUGAAUACGACUACUUGUUCAAAGUUGUACUAAUUGGAGACUCUGGAGUGGGGAAGAGUAACCUGCUCUCCCGUUUCACAAGAAAUGAGUUCAACCUGGAGAGCAAGAGCACCAUUGGGGUGGAGUUCGCCACCCGCAGCAUCCAGGUGGACGGCAAGACAAUAAAGGCUCAGAUUUGGGACACAGCUGGACAGGAACGCUACAGAGCGAUCACAUCAGCGUAUUACCGGGGCGCCGUUGGAGCUCUCCUAGUUUACGACAUCGCCAAGCACCUGACUUACGAGAACGUUGAGCGCUGGCUGAAGGAGCUGAGGGACCACGCUGACAACAACAUCGUCAUCAUGCUGGUGGGAAACAAGAGCGACCUCCGCCACCUCAGGGCAGUGCCCACUGAUGAGGCUCGGGCCUUCGCAGAAAAGAACACUCUGUCAUUUAUUGAAACUUCCGCCUUGGACUCCACUAAUGUAGAAGAGGCCUUUAAGAACAUUCUCACAGAAAUCUACCGAAUCGUAUCUCAGAAGCAGAUAUCGGACAGAUCUGGACAUGAUGAGUCUCCAGGCAACAAUGUAGUGGACAUAAGCCUCCCCCCGACCACGGACGGGCAGAGAGGCAGCAAACUCCCUUGCUGCCAAAGCCUGUGACGCUCAUGUUGUCUUUUCCUGUCAGUCUUUCCUCUCUUCACCUCUGGUUUACUUCAACUGUCAUGCUGCUGUCAUCAUGAUACCCUCAUGGGUUCAGAAGUCUCUGACACCAAGACUCUUGUAUUUGACAUUCCUUUUUGCUGGUUUCUUUUGUCUUUUCUUGGUUUGUUUGUCUGUGUCUAAUUUCAGAAGAGCCUGCGUCUGAAAAAAAUGACCAAAAAAGCAAAAAAAAAACAACUUUACAGCCUCUUAAUAACCUGGUGAGGGACGAAGCGUUUGCUAUUCUAAAGUUGAUCUUAAAGCUGUAGUAAACCAUUUCUUUUUAAUUAACUAGCCUUUGUGGUCCUAUUGACCCGCUCCUGUUGAAGGAAUGGUGAGGGAUCAGUAGGACCGUGUGUCAGUGCUUCAAGUGGUUUCUGCUUGCCUCCUUUUCUCAGCUUGCAUAGAUCCAGACUUGCAACAGUGGAAUCCCAAUUUCAUGUCUGGUUGACCUGAUUCUGCCUAUCAUGCAAUAUGAGUGUAGAAGAGGAGAUGAGGGGAAGGUACCACUGGAGUGUUGAUGUGUAUUUGGUCUGGAGUUUCUGUUUGCCUCUUUAAUUUUAAUUUUCCUCUUUGAGCCCUGUGCCUCCUGUGGCAUGAAAUUAGCAUGAGCCAGGGACCAGACUGGCUGUGACUGUCUGACUUAAUAUGGGCAAGUGUGAAACAAGCUGUUUUUAUUUGUGUGUGUGUGUGUGUGUUUGUUUUAAUCUUGGUUCACAGAGAUACCAAAGGAGACGGAUGCAAUCGUUAUCAGUUUUAGGUUUUCUCAUGUAAGCGUGUUCAAGGCUGCUAAGAUUGCAUUUCAUUGCUGUAUUUGGCAAACCAAUCCGGGAUAUUUGCAAAGAAUGUGUAAUGCUAUAAAGCAAAAGUAAUGUUAUAAAUUGUGCUGUGUGAUUUAUUAUUUGUGAAAUAAUGGUGUCGGUCUGGAUCAAGCCAGGUUUAGCAGACUGUCUCGAAAUGAAAAUCUGUCUUUGCACUUAUGUCCAAUAAUUUCAGCGGAACAAAUUGCCAUUUGUUUUAGAAAUACACUUAACAUCUUUAUCAAGUAAAAUUUUUGCGUUGGUUGUAAAGGAAACAAUGUUUGCUGAAAAUAAAAAAAAAUGCACUAUAUGCUUUUUUUGUCUUAAACAUUCAUCUCAUGUCCUCCAUCAACCUUUGCUGUCAUUUGACUGUGAUAUGUGUUUACACGCACCUUUUAUCCAUUUCCCUUUAAUCUGAAAUUCUCUGCGUUUAACACUUUCACUCACCCACAUUUACAGAUGUUGGUUCUGAAAGUGGAACUGAAAAUCAGAAAUGCAAAUUGCUUAUAUGGUUGGCUGAAACAUCCUCUUUUCACUCAUCUGGCGGUGAUGUUUUCAUGUGUGGUUGAUUUGAUGCGUCAUGUAUCUUGUGAUGC
Molecule: messenger RNA, 2181 nt
Organism: Chelmon rostratus (copperband butterflyfish)
Lineage: Eukaryota; Metazoa; Chordata; Actinopteri; Chaetodontiformes; Chaetodontidae
Product: ras-related protein Rab-11B-like
Exons: 5
Coding region: 90-746 (218 amino acids)
Biological process (GO): regulated exocytosis; constitutive secretory pathway
Cellular component (GO): recycling endosome
Molecular function (GO): GTPase activity; GTP binding
Source: RefSeq, a predicted model, not a curated record